CAACCUCCCACUUUGCUCUGACGCAGCGGGGAGGAGACUUCAUUCCGAGUGAGCUCAUCUGAUACAAUCAUUCGUCUUAUGCGCAUCUCGUCCCGCCGAAUUCAAGAUCCCACGCCUGGGAACGCACCACGAACACGAUUUUGGCCGUUGGGGAGGGUCCAAGCAGGAACUACUCCGUGGGCGGCCCGAACAAUCGACGUCUUGCCCAAGCCCUCUGGACGACCUCUGCCCCUCCUUCAACCUGUCCCCAUUUCGAAGCUUCUGAGCUUCCAGCUUGCAUGGAACACAACACAAGCCCGAAUCUGCGAACGACCCAAAGCCAGCCCCACGAUCUUUUCUGCCAACAGUCUCUUGACACCCAAGGUCGAGACCGCCGGUGUGCACCAGCCACCGGACAGCAGCCAUGGCGGAACCCACUGAGGAUGAGAUCAACGCCGUCUGCGAAAUGCUGGAUGUAUAUGAGACCAGAGACAGGCAGAUGUUCUCCAGAGCUCUCAAGGCCCACAACAAUAACAUGGCACAAGUCGUCAACGAGUACUUUGAGGACCAAGAUACUUUCAGGUCCAAAUUCUCAUGGAAUGAAGCGCAGUUCAUGGCGGACCGAGACGGCUCGAGCUUACCAAGCUUCCAAGUCCAAGGGCCCGACCAGUACGACCCCACUGCUAACGCAUGGGACCAGAGUGGUGGCCUUGUCGCGCCUUCGCGACCACCCUCAAGAGCGCAGAACAGAUCACCUUUGGGUAAGAUGAUAGAUGAUUGGACGACAAACUACACAGUUGGUGCGCCAACGACGCAGCAGCAAGCCGACGAAGAUUUGAACAGAGCCCUCCUCGAGUCCACGAGCGCCGCCGCUACUAGAGGCGCCACUCCACAGGAGAGCGGUGUAAUCAGCACCGACACCAGUCUCCCCUUCUUCGGCCCGGCCAACAGGGAGACCUAUCAAGACGACCAGUGGGCAAUGGUUCGGGUGAAUAAGGAGGCAUCCGAUCCGUCGCCAUCGGCGAGAAAACGAGACCCUUUGACGCCGGUCUUCCUCCUUUGUCGACACAACGGCGCACAGAGACAUCGCCUUGGCCCGUUAUUGAUGAUCAAGCAUGACAUCCCUGCAGCCAGGAAUUUCUUCCUGUCUUUGGAUGCAUCCGAACAACCUGGGACGUACGGACACAACAAUUCGUGGUGGAAAGGCGAUGCGAUACUUUGUGCAAGCAGCGGAUCAACAGAAGCCUUACCCGAGGCCUACAGCUACCCAAACGUGAAAUUGGAGGACGAGAUCCAACGGUUGAUGGCUUUUCUCGACGAUACACAGCGAAGCUACGGAACAGCCGACUCCUUGUGCGAAAGCCCACUCAUGAAGAAUGCUUGGGACCCCGUGGUGCAUUUCUAUCAGAACCUAUAUAGCAAAGCCGGCUCUGAAAUUGUUCGAUCGACAAUGUGGACACUCGUACGUUUCGAGCCUGGAGCGGAUGAAGUUGAUGCGUCAACAAGCUCACCAACAUCCGAAUUCGGUAUCCUCGAGUUCAAAGUACCGGACGAGCUCUCAGACGUCCUGCACAGCCUUUACAGCUUGUGGGACGCCCUGUUUUGGAUCCAACAGCAGUCAGAACUUUCCGGCUUCCCGCAUGAGGAAUCAAAGCAGACCGCGUAUAUGGAGGACCCUGGUGAAGUCUUGACGAUGCGCAUCAAGCUUGAGAAUCAUCGGAUCGAGAUCCCAGAAACAUUCUACAUUGACAGGUACCUUGAGAAAAACCUCGGCACCGCCCGCAUUCUGAAAUCGCAGAUGGUUCAGCUCUGGCAAGCGCUGGCACAGAGUAAAGACGCAGAGAACAAGAUAACGAAAUGGAAUGAUUCAGCAGAUACCUGGAAAGACUAUGACAAGAUCUCACUGACCAAGAAGGUCAUCGCCAAGGUUGAGAAUCAAAUCUGGAAAGUCCGAGCGAACGCGCUGUGGAGAAAGCACGAGCAAUCGGUCGGAACCAAGGACGAGAUCCCAUACCUGCCGGCCGAGUUAAACCACCUUGCCGAGCUGAACGAGCAAGAGGACAAGACAGUGAAGAUUUUCGAGUCGCAGCUCGAUGUGGCCAAGCGCAAGCUUGUGAACAUUGAUCAACAGCUAGCUCGUCUUGGGCGGGAGAAGAAGGCGUGCUGCGAUAUUCUUCGUCAGAUGGCUGAGGUUUUGACUGUCCCUAGCGAGGAGGAAGGAAUGAACCCGACGCACAAGUACACUUUGCGAGGCGUGAUCACGUCACACGACGUAGUGUACAUGUGCAGGCGGAAAGAGGCGGAUCCUGCAGAGACAGAGGCUCCAAGCUCAAAGGUUGAUCAGUGGUGGCGGGUUGCUUGGGUGGCCGGUGACGAGAAUCCUGUCAGACAGGAGGUAACGACCUUUGAGAAGGUCCAGGAAGCCAUCUUCACCGAGACUGAUGCAGAUGGCUCCAAAGUGCCAAUACUGGUGUACGCGACAGACAAAGCGUUGAAUGAGGAGCCCGCCCCUCUGUCGGAUGCGCUGAAGACAUUCGUCAAGUUCGACAAUCGUCUCUUCAAGCAAGAAUUGCUGGAAGAACCCACACCUGCAGACAAAAAGCGGAAUGCUCCACAGGUACCAGAGUCGCCGCUGAAGAGACAGAGGAGCAAUAGCGUUGACUCGAUGGCUACGAAUCGGGCAUCGCUUGGCGACUUCAGUGAUGCGGGGGAGCGGGACGCGCUGAUGGGAGACCAGGAUUCAAGAGACGGAAUCAAUCCCUUUCAGUACGGUGACGGCACAGCCAUUAUGAGCACCGAGAUGGAGGAGAUGCGGCCGACCCCGUCUCAAGAACUCGCGGCGUCCAUGGGCGGCGCCCCGCCCUCGCCUCCGAUGUCAGCCAGGGAUGACGCGAGUGACCACGGGUCACCUGGCAUCAGAAGGUCCAGUGAGCGGCUUGCUAGGAUCUCUCUAGACGCGAAGGACCAGGCCGGUAAUGGGGCGGAUGUGCCAAAGGCCCCAGAGAUGGCUGAGCGCGUCUCACCCGUGUCGCCCUUCAUUGUCCGGCGGCCAAACGGGACUGUCGACAAAAGGGCCUCUAUUAUGGACCAGGCCAUGGAGAUUGACGGCAGCAUGGAGCUUCCCACUGCGGACGGGAACCCCGAGGACUAUUACAAAUAAGACUUGAAGACAUACUUGUUCGACCGGCUAUGGGUGGCCGGCGUGCGGCAACGAUCGUUGAUUCAUGGCGGCAUCGAGUGAGGCAUGCAAUGCAUAUACGAGCCAGGGUAGCUGCAUGCUCAACGGUCUUCUCUCAAUGAAUGAACGAUGGUCAGGAUCAGUCCUCAGCGACGGGCGUUGGGCAUAGAUGAGAAGGGAGCGGCAUCAAUCAUUUGACAACCACACGGGGGUAAAGCAUCUUGUUGAAGUCACCGGCAAGGCAAGAAAAGAUGAGAUGGAAGGCAGUCUUGCUGAUGAGACUCAGACAAGGCGGGGAGUGUGGUAGGAGCACGGGUAGAGGCAAUGGGUUCUUCAGUCAUGUUGCGCAUGAUGGAGACAAGGCGCCUAGCAUCAACAAGCAUAGCAAAAAGGAAUAGAUACCCCCCAUUUGAUCUCAUGGGGUCGUUGGCUGGCGGUGA
Messenger RNA from Diaporthe batatas, 3597 nucleotides. RefSeq lists its product as uncharacterized. Bases 404 to 3139 code for a protein of 911 amino acids. The record is from RefSeq and is a predicted model, not a curated record. Lineage: Eukaryota; Fungi; Ascomycota; Sordariomycetes; Diaporthales; Diaporthaceae. Gene Ontology annotation, biological process: protein deubiquitination. The transcript has 8 exons. Gene Ontology annotation, cellular component: cytosol; nucleus.